Penicillium robsamsonii is the source of this 657-nucleotide messenger RNA. Its product is annotated as O-methyltransferase. The transcript has 2 exons. The coding region runs from base 1 to 657 and encodes 218 amino acids. Gene Ontology annotation, molecular function: O-methyltransferase activity. The record is from RefSeq and is a predicted model, not a curated record. Lineage: Eukaryota; Fungi; Ascomycota; Eurotiomycetes; Eurotiales; Aspergillaceae.
AUGUCCCCCUCACCCCUCAUAGCAUCUCCAGAACUCCUAACCCUCCUAAAAGACCUCCACACCAAAUCUCUAAACCAAGAAUCAACCGUUGACUGGAAAGGCCUCCCGGAACAAUGCAGCGCUGAAUUCGACUCCAUCAUGCUCGAUAAGUUCAUCGCACUCGACCAGGAUAAGUGUGAACUAGUCUACCACCUCCUACGCAGCAUCAACGCAAAGACAGUCGUCGAGGCCGGUACCAGUUUCGGCGUUAGCACCAUCUACCUUGCGCUUGCCGUUGCAGAGAAUGCGAAGCGCGUUGGCGCUACCGCUAAGCCGCGAGUAAUCGCCACGGAGAAGGAAGAGUCUAAGGCUAAACUGGCGAGAGCGCAUUGGGCGAGUGCGAGCAAGAACGUUGAAGAUGUGAUUGAGCUUCGUGUUGGAGAUCUGCGUGAGACUCUUACUUCGGAUCUGGGGACAGUGGAUUUCUUGUUGUUGGAUAUUUGGACGCCUCUCGCCCUCCCUGCGCUGAAGCUUGUCCAGCCGCACUUCCGGCCUGGCGCUGUCAUCGUCGCUGAUAAUACGGUCAAGGCGGGUGAUAGGUAUCAAGAGCUCUUUGCGUAUAUUGAUGCCGAGGGCAGUGGAUUUCAGCGGGUGACGAUGCCGUAUGAGGGGGGUUAG